GGAUGCUACGGACCAUCAUCCACGAUGGAUCAGAUUCAAAUAGGUUUGCAAUCCUGCUUGCUUUAUGAGAGAUACAUCACACCAAACGGCGACUGGGACCAGACAGCGAUGCCGAAGGUCUGGCUUUUCCUGCCGCUGGUUCACAUAUAUACAAAUUGCAAAAAUGAUGUUAAGUUACAGCUGGAAGAUAAAAAUAGUAUCUUAACGGUUCUGAGUCUAGCACUGAUUUUGCCCUAUCUAAUGGAUAGGCUAUCGCCUACUUUAAGAUUCAGUAGAUUAAUAUUGGUGUACCUUUGCGAUAUCGCCUAUUUGAACAACGAUGUGUCCGUGUUGCUACUGAAUAUUUUCUCGAAUCUACUGAAGACAUACUACGGGCGAUUGAAUUUCCGAAUGGAGUUGCCAGGGCUGAGUUCUUUUACCGAUCUGUUCACGGCGCUGUGCGAACAUUUCUGCUCGAGCUCGUACGGCGACGAUGAUGUACCGAUGACACAAAGACAUGAUCCACAUUAUCGGAAAUUGUUGUGGUCGGAACACGCGCGUUGCGACUUGAAGCUUCAGAUAGAGAAGUUUGUGUUUCCGAUGAAAAAAUAUCUCUACCUGGAGGAGCAGGAGGACACAUCGCUCAUAGAAAGCUACAUCACGCUAGUGAUAAAAUCGCGAAAUAAUCAGGCAAACUUGGUGUCCUGUUCCUUAUGCGAUUGCGAUACAUCAUUCGGCGAUGUAUCUAAAGCAUUCGAAUAGAUUGGCGCUGCGAAUGCGCGCACAAGUGGAGAAACUGCGGGAUAGAGACAUUGCGAAUACAUUGCUACGUACGUACCAACGUGAUUAAUGUAAAAUGAUGGGACUGACGCGACAUGAUUUUAUUGUAUA
Pogonomyrmex barbatus (red harvester ant) is the source of this 870-nucleotide messenger RNA. Its product is annotated as RNA polymerase II-associated protein 1-like. Gene Ontology annotation, biological process: transcription by RNA polymerase II. The record is from RefSeq and is a predicted model, not a curated record. NCBI's taxonomy places the organism in Eukaryota, Metazoa, Arthropoda, Insecta, Hymenoptera, Formicidae.